UCCGCACUGCGCGCCCGCGGAGCCCGCCGCUCCGGGGCCCAUGUACUGGAAGCAUGAGAACGCGGCCCCGGCGCUGCCCGAGGGCUGCCGGCUGCCGGCCGAAGGCGGCCCGGCCACCGACCAGGUGAUGGCCCAGCCAGGGUCCGGCUGCAAAGCGACCACCCGCUGUCUUGAAGGGACCGCGCCGCCAGCCAUGGCGCAGUCAGAUGCCGAGGCGCUGGCAGGCGCUCUGGACAAGGACGAGGGUCGGGCCUCCCCGUGUACGCCCAGCACACCGUCUGUGUGCUCACCGCCCUCUGCCGCCUCCUCCGUGCCGUCUGCCGGCAAGAACAUCUGCUCCAGCUGCGGCCUUGAGAUCCUGGACCGGUAUCUGCUCAAGGUCAACAACCUCAUCUGGCAUGUACGAUGUUUGGAGUGCUCCGUGUGUCGCACAUCGCUGAGGCAGCAGAAUAGCUGCUACAUCAAGAACAAGGAAAUCUUCUGCAAGAUGGACUACUUCAGCCGAUUUGGGACUAAGUGUGCCCGGUGCGGCCGACAGAUCUACGCCAGUGACUGGGUGCGAAGGGCACGUGGCAACGCUUAUCACCUCGCCUGCUUUGCCUGCUUCUCCUGUAAGCGCCAGCUGUCCACUGGUGAAGAGUUCGGCUUGGUAGAGGAGAAGGUGCUGUGUCGCAUUCACUAUGACACCAUGAUUGAGAACCUCAAGAGAGCCGCAGAGAACGGGAACGGCCUCACGCUGGAGGGGGCAGUGCCCUCGGAACAGGACAGCCAGCCCAAGCCGGCCAAGCGCGCACGGACGUCCUUUACCGCCGAGCAGUUGCAGGUUAUGCAGGCUCAGUUCGCGCAGGACAACAACCCCGACGCACAGACUCUGCAGAAGCUGGCGGACAUGACGGGCCUCAGCCGGAGGGUCAUCCAGGUGUGGUUUCAAAACUGCCGGGCACGUCAUAAAAAGCACACACCGCAGCACCCAGUGCCGCCCUCGGGGGCGCCCCCGACCCGCCUCCCCUCCGCCUUGUCCGACGACAUCCACUACUCCCCGUUCAGCAGCCCCGAGCGGGCACGCAUGGUCACCCUGCACGGCUACAUUGAGAGUCAGGUACAGUGUGGGCAGGUGCACUGCCGGCUGCCUUACACCGCACCCCCCGUCCACCUCAAAGCCGACAUGGAUGGGCCACUCUCCAACCGGGGUGAGAAGGUCAUCCUUUUUCAGUACUAAAGCUGCCGGCAUUUGUGCAUCUGUCCAUGGGCACCCCACAGCUGCCCCUCAGCUGCUGAGAUCCAGUGUCCGAGUCACAGCCAGGGAUCCACAGCCUCCGCAUUCACCCCCACCCGCCAUCCUGCCCGCCGCCAGCUUGGCCCCCCAAGCCUAGCCUUUCCCUCUCCUGCUGAGAACCAGAAACCCCCAGGAGCACUACAGAGUCCUCCUCUUGGAAGGCAGAGCUCCCUGAAAUUUGGAAUGAGGGUGAAAACAACAGCCUGUUUUUCCCAUUUAAACAGGAGUUAUCGUCAACUUCAGCUGAUCACAAUAGCAAAAGGCAAAUGGAAUCCUGCAACGCCAACAGCCUCCUAAUUUACAGGUUUUCUUUCCCCUCGUAUUGGCCUUUAUAUACUACUUCCUUGGAACCAUCUCUGAAUUCUGAAUAGUCAACAACCCCCAAUGUUAAUCACUCUGUUGCUUUUGUCUGGAAAACUCUACAGUGUUUGUGGGAUGUCCCCAAGGGAAAGCUAUGUUCUAAUUUUAUCAUUUCCAUCUGUCUGGUUAUGUCAAGUUAAUUCAGAAAGAGAAGAGACACUGACCAGCCCUAAGAGGCCCAAUAGGGCAGAAAUGAAGGCCUGCCUGAACUAGAAAGCAGGCAGACCAGGGAGGGAUUGGGGACCCUGGACUGGGAGAAACACUAACCAUUCCAAGGCGAGGAAAGAGGAUGCUCGGUGGAGGGGAGUUUUUCCUCCCAAUUCAUUAUCUACCAUAUAUGCAGGAAUCAUGGCAGAAAUGGUAUGUGGUGACACUUCUGAAUGUUUGAGAAGGCUAGAACUGGGGAAUCUUGGUGUUUACUCCUGACAGAGGUGCCUGGCCAAGUCUUCUCUUGAGGGGAGGACACUCAUGGGGAGCCAGGGAACAGAGCCCAGUUUAAUGGCAACCAGAAUGUUAAUUUCAGCCCACUUGCCACUAGAGAGAAGUGCCCAUUGCCCAUUGCCCAGGUGGGGGUGCCAAGCCCAGGGUUCUAGCUGGUAACACUGGGUUUCCCCACCAGCUCUGCUCAGCCCCCACCUUACCCACUCCUAAGAACAGAGGCCAGACAUAGCUAUGUUCACAUUCAUCCCAUUCUGCUGCAACUCUUCCACUCUGAACAAAGGGCUCGGACAGCACACAUCCAUGAUUUGUUUUUCAGGGGACGCCUAUUUGUUUCAAACUUAUCCUCUAAUUCUAGAACUACUUGGAGACCUGAUGCAUUUCCCACUAGAAACUGCUAGUAAGCAUGUUUUAGAUCAAGUCUUUAUUCCUACAUUUGGAAGGAGACCAUAGGACAGGAAAACAUGCAGUUGCUGUCCCCAUUUUAACCCAUGGCAGAUAUCAUUAAUUGAUUGCAACAUUCUUAAUCUCACUGACUCUGGAUGAGCUUUCAGAAUUCACAUGCUUGAAGUAGGCACUUAAAUGAGAACCUGAACACCAGUUUCUCUGAGACCUGGAGGAGAGUUAGGCUUGAGUGUGGCCCAAGAAGGGAACCUGAAUCUUCUCCCUUCCAAAGAUGUUACAGCUGACUAAGGACAAAGAAAACAACACUCUCAAUGUGAUGAGUGUGACACACAGUUCAGAACUCAUCCAGUGGAAAACUUAUGCCCAACUCUGUGAUGGGCAUUGACUCAACAGGAGCUACCUGGGCUUGAUCCCUGGCACCCAGAGACUCAAAUCUUUCCUUUGAAUUUUGCUCCUAAUGAUCAAAACCCUAAUCACAACCAUGUGGUAAGUGGCCAGUUGAGCUCUGCCCAGGCUCACUUAGGACCCACUCUGCCUUGAGCCUCCUCCCAAGGUCUAUUCCUUGAGUGGAUCACAUGGCCAUAGCAUGUUGCAGUCAAACGUCUUCACUACCUUGUUAAGAACAGCCUGGGAACAUACAGACCGUCGAAACUAUUUAUUUAAAUACAAAACAAAAGGGGAAAACACACACAUGGAAAAAAAUUGUAAGCACUUUUUUGUAAAACCAAUGUCUGUUUUGUUACAUACCUUUCAUGUUGUGCUUUGUAAAUGUCUUAUUUGUGUAAUAAAUAAAGUUAAUGCAA
This is a messenger RNA of Octodon degus (degu), 3282 nucleotides long. RefSeq names its product LIM homeobox 6 (gene Lhx6). Gene Ontology annotation, cellular component: nucleus. Lineage: Eukaryota; Metazoa; Chordata; Mammalia; Rodentia; Octodontidae. Bases 41 to 1219 code for a protein of 392 amino acids. Gene Ontology annotation, biological process: neuron differentiation; forebrain neuron development; regulation of transcription by RNA polymerase II. The transcript is spliced from 10 exons. Gene Ontology annotation, molecular function: RNA polymerase II transcription regulatory region sequence-specific DNA binding; DNA-binding transcription factor activity, RNA polymerase II-specific. The record is from RefSeq and is a predicted model, not a curated record.